This is a messenger RNA of Sphaeramia orbicularis (orbiculate cardinalfish), 4800 nucleotides long. Its product is annotated as metabotropic glutamate receptor 4-like. The transcript has 11 exons. Bases 917 to 3703 code for a protein of 928 amino acids. Gene Ontology annotation, molecular function: G protein-coupled receptor activity. Lineage: Eukaryota; Metazoa; Chordata; Actinopteri; Kurtiformes; Apogonidae. Gene Ontology annotation, biological process: G protein-coupled receptor signaling pathway. Gene Ontology annotation, cellular component: membrane. The record is from RefSeq and is a predicted model, not a curated record.
GUGCAUGGAGCGCAUGAGUCUUACGUCUAUCAGCUGGAAAGUGCUCUCGCCUCGGGUGUGGGAUAUGCGCUUCUCCUCUUUAAUAUCCCGUAAAAAUCUCACCCUCUCUUCGCAGGAGCUGUUAUUAGUCAGUAGCCCCACUGGCCGUGCCAUUUUCCCUCCUCUCUCUCUCACGCAGCCUAAAGUUGGGACUUAAGACUUUUCAGCACCACUUUUCUGUGGACAGCGCUCGCGAUUCUAUUUGGAAGCUCGACGCAGCCUCGAAAAUUCACGUGGAUUCCUUGUUGGAUACUAUUCAGAAACAAUGUUUAGAUGCUGAUCAAGAGCCAGAGUUGUUCAGGAAACCCCAUUCAUGCACUCACAGAUCAAACAAAAUGCGAUUUUGCUUUGGAUAUGGGUCACUUCUUAGAAAAAGGAUUCUUCGUGGGCAUUAGAAAGCGGAAUUCACUCUGAAGCCUGUGGACCUAAGCAGGCCUGAGGGCUCUGACAUAUACCAAAUCCCUGCCCAGGGGAACAGGGGAGAUUAAAAACUUCUGAUUGAGGUGGAGUGGAAAGAGAGACCGAGGAAGAGAGACAGAGAGAAAAAGCUUAUCGCUCACCUUUGUUCUUUCUAAUGCCCCAAGUGAAGGAUCUCCAUAGGCACGUCUGUGAAUAAGAGCAGACGCAAGAACAGCUGCCCACCACUGUGGUCAGAUGAUGGAGUGAGGAAGCAAAAAGCAGAAAAGAACAGGAUUACAUCCUGUGAAAGAGCCAAGCUCAUAUUCUACAUUAAUUGAAUGCCUGGGAAAGUGGAGAGACAUGAGAGAAAACCUUUUCUGUGCCAACUGCUUCAAGAGGUAUUGCAAUUAACCCUCUGGCCAUCAUAAAAUAAUACCUGGCUUUUGUUGUUCCCUGAUUGCUGGGCUGUACAGCGCAGAUGUGUGCUCAGGCCGUGGUCAUGUUUCAGUCCCUGGCGUACAGACCGAAUCGGACUGGCUGUCAACGAAACAGCCUGAUUCUGCCACUGCUGCUGCUGCUGCUUCUUCACAGCUCCCUCAAGGCUGCGCAGGCUGCCAAGCCCAAAGGGCCAGGACACACACAUUUGAACUCCAUCCGCAUUGACGGGGAUAUCUCCCUAGGUGGGCUCUUCCCAGUACAUGCUAGGGGCCACGAUGGCAAGCCGUGUGGGGAGCUGAAGAAGGAGAAGGGUAUACACAGAUUAGAGGCUAUGCUCUUCGCCCUUGACCGCAUCAAUAAUGACAAUAAUCUGCUGCCUAACAUCACACUGGGGGCACGUAUCCUGGACACUUGUUCCAGGGACACUCACGCCUUGGAGCAGUCACUCACCUUCGUACAGGCUUUGAUUGAGAAGGACGGAACAGAUGUCAAAUGUCUGGGUGGGGGAGCACCCAUCAUCACCAAACCUGAGAGGGUGGUUGGUGUCAUUGGUGCCUCUUCCAGCUCUGUUUCAAUCAUGGUCGCCAACAUACUCCGACUGUUUAAGAUACCCCAAGUGAGCUACGCUUCGACCGCUCCAGAACUCAGCGACAACACCCGCUACGACUUCUUCUCCCGUGUGGUGCCUCCAGACACCUACCAGGCCCAGGCCAUGGUGGACAUUGUCAAGGCCAUGCGGUGGAACUAUGUCUCCACAGUGGCCUCAGAGGGAAACUAUGGAGAGAGCGGCGUUGACGCGUUCAUCCAGAGGUCUCGGGAGGACGGGGUGGUGUGCAUCUCCCAGUCAGUCAAGAUUCCCAGGGAGCCCAAGCCCACGGAGUUUGACAAGGUCAUUCGCCGCCUCCGAGAAAACCCAAACGCAAGAGUCGUCAUCAUUUUCGCCAAUGAGGAUGAUAUCAGGCGGCUACUCCAAGCAGCUAAAAAGGCCAACCAGACAGGUCAUUUUAUCUGGGUGGGCUCAGACAGCUGGGGCUCAAAGAUCUCUCCAGUUCUGCACCAGGAGGAGAUGGCUGAAGGAGCAGUCACCAUCCUGCCUAAACGCCAGUCUAUCAAAGGGUUUGAUCGUUACUUCAUCAGCCGAACGCUGGAAAACAACAGAAGGAAUAUCUGGUUUGCUGAGUUCUGGGAGAACAACUUCAGCUGCAAACUCAGCCGUCAUGCCGUGAAGAAGGGGUCCGGACUCAAAAAGUGCACAAAUCAGGAACGAAUUGGAAAGGACUCAAAUUAUGAGCAGGAAGGAAAAGUGCAGUUUGUUAUUGAUGCGGUGUACUCGAUGGCUCAUGCACUGCACAACAUGCACCAGGAGCUGUGUCCAGGGAAGGUCGGCCUCUGCGCCAGAAUGGAUCCCAUCAACGGCACUCAUCUGCUCAAGCAUAUUCGCCGCCUUAACUUUGCAGGCAUCGCAGGAAACCCAGUGCUCUUCAAUGAAAAUGGAGACGCCCCUGGACGCUAUGAAAUCUACCAAUACCAGAUAAGAAACCGGACAGCUGAAUACAAAGUCAUCGGACACUGGACUGAUCAGCUCCAUCUCAACGUUCGUUCGAUGCAGUGGCCCGGCGGUGUCCGACAGAUCCCUUCGUCAAUCUGCAGUCAGCCCUGUCAACCCGGAGAGCGAAAGAAGAUCGUAAAGGGCAUCUCCUGCUGUUGGCUCUGUGAGCGGUGCGACGGCUACCAGUACCAGGCAGACACCUACACAUGCAAGAUGUGCCGCUUUGAUUUGCGGCCCAAUGAGAAUCACACCGGCUGCGUUCCAAUCCCCAUUGUUAAACUGGAGUGGAGCUCUCCAUGGGCAGUCAUCCCUGUGCUCAUUGCCGUUGUUGGCAUCAUGGCCACUUUGUUUGUGGUGGUUACAUUCAUACGGUACAAUGACACUCCAAUUGUGAAAGCAUCGGGGCGAGAGCUGAGCUAUGUGCUUCUAACUGGCAUCUUCCUCUGCUACGCCACAACAUUUCUGAUGAUUUCUACCCCCGACGUAGGAAUCUGUUCCCUGAGGAGGAUCUUCUUAGGUCUGGGCAUGAGCAUUAGCUACGCUGCCCUGCUCACCAAAACCAACCGUAUUUACCGCAUCUUUGAUCAGGGCACCAUGUCUGUGAGUGCACCCAGGUUCAUUUCUCCAGCAUCUCAGUUAGUUAUCACAUUCACGCUGGCUUCGGUGCAGCUGCUGGGCGUGUGCAUCUGGUUUGUCGUUGAUCCCUCCAAGGCCAUCAUAGAUUAUGAGGACCAGAGGACAUCUAACCCUGUGCUGGCUCGAGGUCUGCUCAAGUGUGAUAUCUCUGAUCUGUCUCUCAUUUGCCUGCUGGGAUACAGCAUGCUGCUCAUGGUCACCUGCACUGUCUACGCUAUUAAAACCAGAGGGGUUCCGGAGACCUUCAACGAGGCCAAGCCCAUUGGCUUUACUAUGUACACCACCUGCAUUAUUUGGUUAGCAUUCAUCCCGAUCUUCUUUGGCACUUCACAGUCCACAGAAAAGAUGUACAUCCAAACAACCACCCUGACUAUCUCCGUGAGCCUGAGCGCUUCAGUGUCCCUGGGAUUGCUCUACAUGCCCAAGGUCUACGUGGUUCUCUUCCACCCAGAGCAAAACGUGCCCAAGCGAACACGCAGCCUCAAGGCCGUGGUUACCGCCGCCACCAUGUCCAACAAGUUCAACCCCAAGGCUGGACUCAGACCUAAUGGAGAAGCCAAGACGGAGCUGUGCGAAAGCCUCGAAACACAAAGUUUCUCGACAAAGCAAACGUACAUCAGCUACAGCAACCAUGCAAUCUAAAGGGACAAAGGUUCAUCAUUCAGGAUUCCCACCUGAUGGUUAAUACACGGACAGGAAUUUCACAGAUGGGAAAAAAAAAAUUAAUGGAUGAGUCAUUGUACGGGUAGAGAUGAUAGAAGCAUUACCCAAAGACGUGACAUGAUGAGGAGAGACCACGAAGAGGUGCAGGGAUGGACAAACAGAACCACUAAAAGUACAGUUUUAAGGUUUCAUCUUCUGUCUGCCUCACUCUAAUACAAAAAAAAAAGAAGAAAAAGAAGAAAACUUGCAUGGCAGAGGCCUGGAGACUAAGGGAUGGGGCUUUUCUUUUGAGAGUUUACAUUUCAGCUAUGCCCUCUUUCAAAGACUUCUCUGUCAUCCUGAGCAGCGCUGAUAAAAAACUGAACUCAAGUCCAGAAUAUGUUCAGGUGUUCUUAAUGUUGUCCACAAGUUUUAUGAACUAUAAUCAAUCUUAAAAUCCUCAAGGCAUCGCAAAAGGAGUAUCCAACACCAAAAAGACAAACACAUGGUUCAUGGAUUUCUAAGAGGGGUUUGUGUUUGUUUUUAUUUCUACAUAUGUUUCAGUCCCACGAGGAAUCGAAGAUCAUCUCAACAAUGCAACCGGUCUGUCUCAGACUCCAUGUAUUUUUUCCUUCUCCAGGAUUCCACUGGGUCAAUGAGAAUGACAAUGACUUCACCUAUAAGAUGGUCUCUGCCAAUUUUGCGCAUGCCAGUUUCAACAUCCUGUGUUGUGUUGUUAAAAUAAUUAAGAAAAAGAAAAAAAUAGUAACUUUGGAAUGCGUUUAAACUCUGUUGCAGCGUUGUUACAAUUGUUUGGGCCUAAGCCUAUUGUACGUUAAAAAAACUGUUCUCAAAUGGUGAAGGUCUAGUGAGUGUGUAUCUGUGCUUAAAUGAGGCCAUGAUUUGUAUUACCAGCUAGCCCAAGGCUGCCACUGCCCACUGCAUACCUGUAUGUGCUUUGAAACGGUCGCUCCUGGCUAAAACCAGCUGUGUUUUAGUCAGGAGAUCUUACUGCAGGCUGUCGUCCAGGAUGACCCUCCCAUCACUGCCACCAGCUUUUCUCUUGGUCACUCAUGGUGUUAAGGGUAAAGCUUAGC